Girardinichthys multiradiatus is the source of this 12344-nucleotide messenger RNA. It is a transcript of the gene pik3c2g, whose product is annotated as phosphatidylinositol-4-phosphate 3-kinase catalytic subunit type 2 gamma. Gene Ontology annotation, cellular component: plasma membrane; phosphatidylinositol 3-kinase complex; cytoplasm. Gene Ontology annotation, biological process: phosphatidylinositol 3-kinase/protein kinase B signal transduction; phosphatidylinositol-3-phosphate biosynthetic process; cell migration. The record is from RefSeq and is a predicted model, not a curated record. Lineage: Eukaryota; Metazoa; Chordata; Actinopteri; Cyprinodontiformes; Goodeidae. Gene Ontology annotation, molecular function: 1-phosphatidylinositol-3-kinase activity; 1-phosphatidylinositol-4-phosphate 3-kinase activity; phosphatidylinositol binding. Bases 1204 to 5316 code for a protein of 1370 amino acids. The transcript is spliced from 33 exons.
CAAAAUGAAUGAAACCAAACUAAAAUGGAAUAGAAAAGAUGUCCAAACUGAUUCCACUGAGCAUUUAAACCACUUUUUAACUUCCCACAGAUAGCUAGGCUAGGAUUAGAGUGUAAUGGGUCUGAAAAAAAAGUUUAGUAGACUUUAAAAUCAAGUACACGUGGCCCAAAUAAAAUGUCUAAUCAUGAAUAGGCAGUACAUGAGAUUAAUGAGAACAAUUAAAAUCUUGCUUGCCUCUCGAGAUGUAAACACCCAUAUUCUUUACUCACUGAGCUGCAUAACAUUUUGAUUCACACCAAAUUACUGUUAUUUUUUUUAAAGCAAUUUGGCAUGUGACUGUGACUGUGAGUGAAGGUCAAAGUGCUGCCUGUUAAAGUUUGGUAUUUGUGUUUUGUGAAAAUUGUAAUUAAAGCCAUGGUCCAAGGAUUAUGUUAGAUUGAAUAAAAAAUUCCUUCUGUUUAUUGUACAAAGUUGACAUUGUAACGGGCUACCAGUAAAACACGGGCUAGCACCCAAAUUGUGGAAUACUCUGCCAUGCUCUGAAUGCUGUUUAGACUGUGUCGAUAGUUUUAAAAGCAGCUAAAGACUUUUUUUUAAACAGGCUUUUAGUUACUCGGGGUUUUACUACCUACUAUUUACUAUAUUACUAGGUUUGCUCCCAUGUUUUAUGUAUUCUUUUGUGUUUUGUAUGUCACUUUGAAGCACUUUGUGACAUUGAAAUGUUUUUUGUUUUGCUUUUUUAAGAGCAGAAACACUAGAGCAUGGCGGUCUUCAAGCAGUCACAGAGUUCGCCUAUAACUCGGGCUGGCACUGCCGAGUGCGCGCGAGUGGUGAGCGCAAUGCGACGUGCAAACGCAAGCGGAUGUUUUGCGUUUCAAGUAUGCUACAUGCAUGCUGCCUUUAUGAACCCCAGGAAAGCCGCAAUAUGGGUCGGUUUUACUUUUAGGCAAACAUUUCAACUUUUUUUUUUUACGAUUCCAAACGUUAAACAGCUCAAUAUUUAAUAGGGUUUUGUUUUUUGUUUUUUCAUUCUGCGUUUAGAUCUGGGUCUGUUUUUGGUAAACAUCCGAAAGGUCCAGGCCUAAAGACACCGAUGGCAGGAGAUCUCAUUCUUCAUUUUGUCUUGCGAUGAAGUGAGGACCAGCAGAGAAGCUUAAACACCAUCAACCAAACCAGGUUGUGGAAUUUCCUGAGAAAAAUCUUAUGGAUACUAAAAGAGAGCCUCUCUCGAGACAAGAUGCAGUCACCACGGACAAUCCAAGCUCUUUGAGAGACGAUAUAGAGAAUUACUAUGAGUCAUUUUCUGCAAAUAAUAAUCAGUAUGAGCACACCCUGGCUGGGCUCAUUCCUCAGCCUGAAACCCCACCUGAACCUCAGAGAAAUGAGCCUCCUGGGAAUCCCAACAAUCAGAUUAAGAAUGGUCCACCACCACUUCCACCUAGAUUAAGGCUCCCGAGUAUACCUGGUGAUGCCAGACGUGUACCCCCUCCUCUGCCCCCCCGGAAUAAUGUACUUUUCAAUUGUAAAAAGCAGAUUUCCUGUGAAACUGGCAAGCUUGAUCAUAAAUUUGUGCGGUCCAACACAGAGGUGCACAGUAACGAUCCAUGGGCCAUUAAACUAAUAGACUCUCCAGAAGGCAGCACCAAGAAUCAGGCUUCAUUCAGCGAUGCAACAACACAGUUGAUGUCACUAUACAAGCACACUGACAGGGUUCACAACUCAGGUGUAGUAUGGUGCCGACUGUUACAUAUCCACCCUGCGCUGCUGCAGCAGUUGGAGAUAGAUGUCACUGUGUCCACAGAGGAGGACAAUCUCUUGUUUCCCAUUCCUACCCUAGCAAACAAAAAGGUGAAGGAUCUAAUUGAUGAAUUUUUCAAGCUGCUUGACCGGACAGCUGACACAAGCAAGGAUUAUGUUUUAAAAUUUUGUGACUCUGAAGAAUACCUCAGAAAUGAAGACCUUUUUGGCUUGCACGAGAGAGUGCAGAUGUAUCACAAGUCAAAAAUGGUGAUUAAUCUUCGACUGGUCCACAUAAACCACCUGAAACGUCAUCUGGCCAGAGAUGCUGAGGAUGAUAAAAUGGAGUACAAGCUGUGCCAGUUCCUGCGUACUGUCAGUUUCCACUGCACCGCCAAGUUGAGCAUGGAGAAUGUGCUCAGUACCUACAACAGACAUGUGGCAGAACUUUUGAGCAGUCAGUCUAAUAAGAAUAUCCCUUUGGUUGCAACCAAUGUUCGCAUCAUCAGUAAUCUUCUAGCUGGGCUUACCUGUCAGGAGUUGGAGGAUGCCAUCGACAGGCUUAACAGAAUCUGUCAUGGACCUCUGAGCUAUGAUAAAAUAAUGGAGCGUGAAGCUGCCAUGGUCAUGCUCAACGGGGCGCUGCUCAAAGUGCUCCAAAUAUAUUUUGACAAUUUCCAGUCAGAAUUCAGAUCGCACAGACUUAUCGGCAGACCCCAAACCCUUGACGUUGAUGGCAAUCAUGAGAUCUUGCAGUUCAGUAUAGCAUCUAUCUACAAACUAAAUGCAAGCUGGAGGAUUUAUGAAAGCUUUUCAGUUUCCUGUGACUUGACGUACGGAGAAACAAAGAUCUGUGAGACCGGCGUUUCAGAAAACAUCAACAUAGCCUUGUCACAGGGAAACAACAUCUGUUGUAAUCGCCUGAUGGUGUUUCCUGUUCGAGUAAAUGGGUUGCCGUAUGAGUGCAUGCUGACAUUUCGCCUCAAAGGCACAAAGCGAGGGAGAAACCCAGAACUUUUAUGCUGGGCCGUGCUGCCCCUCUACAGCGACAGAACCCUUCUCAGAGGAACUGUCCUGCUCAGUAUGUCCUCUCUUGCUGAACUGCCUUUUCCUCCAUCCCCUGCACUGUCCGACAGCCACAGACAGCCCAAAGGAGUCAUACUGCAGCUUGAAUUUGAAGACCAGUUUGAGUGGGAAUACCAGAGACCCAUUGCUCUUCCGGAGUCAAUCACCUUUACUCAGCCUUGUGAUGAAGUGCAAAGAAAAAUGUUGGAGAUUUCCAAAAAGAAUUGUGUCUGCUUCCUGACAGAAAAUGAGAAGUCUUUCCUGUGGAGCAAACACUAUUGUAGUGACAAAAGAAGCACCUUCCUCCACCUGCUGCUCAGUGGAGUCCCCCGGUGGCAGCCUGAAGACUUGACGGAAAUCUACACUGUGGUAGACAACUGGCUCAUUCAUCUGCCCGAGGAGGCUCUUUUCCUGCUUACUCCCAGUUUUCCAGAUGAGACUGUUCGGAAAGCUGCUGUUGACUACUUUGGACAGAUUCCAGAUGGAGAGUUCGAGUUGUUUCUGCCACAGCUGGUCCAGGCUCUGAAGAACGAGUGGAAACUUGAUGGACCUCUGGUGAUGCUGCUGUUGGAGAGAUCCCUUAAGAACAUACGGAUUGCUCAGCAACUAUACUGGCUGUUGGAGGACACCAACACCGACUGCUACUUCCAGAGCUGGUUUAAUAAAGUUCAGGCUGCCUUGUUGCUCUGCUGUGGUCACGCCCUGAGGAAGGAGCUGGAACAUGAAAGUCGUCUGGUGCAACUGCUCGUUCAGGUGGCCCAAAAAAUUCACUCUGCUGACAAGUCUCAACGUAAGAAUGUUUUGAACAGAGAAAAGGCAGUUAUCGAUGAGUUAUUCCGGGGUGGCAUCACCUGCCGCCUACCUCUAGAUCCUGCAGUCAGUGUGAAAGCAGUCGACUUGGAUGCCUGUAAAUUCUACAGCUCCAACGCUGCUCCUCUGGGGGUCACGUUCAUUUGUGAUGACUCUCUGGCUAAAAACAACAGUGUCAUUUGCAAGACAGGGGAUAACCUGCGUCAGGACAUGCUGGUUCUUCAGAUAGUCCGUGUGAUGGACUGGGUGUGGCUCCAGGAGGGGCUGGACCUGCAGAUGAUUAUGUACCGUUGUCUCUCUACGGGCAGGGAUCAGGGUCUGGUGGAACUGGUGCCGGAGGCUGUGACCCUGGGAAAGAUUCAUCAGGAGUGGGGUCUGAGUGGGACACUUCGAGAAGACACUUUGGAGAAAUGGUUCCACAUGUUAAACAAAACUAAAGAGGGCUAUGAAAAGGCAGUGACAAACUUCAUCCAAUCAUGCGCGGGGUGGUGUGUAGCCACCUUCAUCCUGGGAAUCUGUGAUCGCCACAAUGACAACAUCAUGCUGAAGCACAGUGGCCACAUGUUCCACAUUGACUUUGGCAAGAUCAUGGGAAACGCUCAGAAGUUUGUAAACUUUAAAAGGGACAGAAAACCCUUUGUUUUCACAUCUGAGAUGCAGCACUUCAUCACAGGAGGUGGAGAGAAACCUCAGCGCUUGCAUCGCUUUGUGGAGCUCUGCUGUGAAGCUUAUAACAUCAUCAGAAGUCGCUCUGCACUGAUUCUGAGCAUGUUGGAGCUGAUGCUUUCUGCAGGAAUGCCAGAACUGAAGGACCUAAAUGACUUGCAGUUUGUCCAGAACAACCUUAGACCUCAUGACACCGACCUAGAAGCCACUUCCUACUUUACAAAAAAAAUCAAGGAGAGUAUGGACUGUGUGGCUGUCAAGUUUAACUUCUUCACCCACGCCAUGGCUCAGCCAAAGAAACAACAGACAAUACCCCAGGACAACAUUCCUGCUCCGAGUACCAACAUCCAGGAAGCUGUCAUCCAGGAUUUCUCUGUCAAGGGACGAGUUGUGACCUACAACCUAAAGAUAACCAUUGAUGAUGGUUUUUUGACAAGUCAGAAGACCUUUGGGCAGUUUGAACUGAUUCAUAGACGGCUCCAGACAUACUUCAUUGAAUCUAAGCUGCCGCAGUUUCCGAGCUGGUAUCAAAUGUCAUUUACCCCACAGAGGAGGCAGGCUCUGCUGAAUACUUACUUAAAAGAGCUUUUUGAGGGACCGUGCAAAGGAGAUGAAUAUGUCUGCAGCUUGUUCCUAGAUGGUCCCGCAGCCAAUAAAAAUGUGACAAUAGGAGGCGGUCCUCAGAUCCAGCUGCAUAUUUCUUACUCUCACUGCAAGCUCUCUGUGUUGGUGAAACACCUGCAGAACAUUAAGUUGCCAAAUGGCUCGAACCCUGAUGCCUACGUGAUUACACGGCUAAGACCAGACCCCCAACAGAUCUCCAAGAAGAAGACGAAGGUGGUCAGUAACAAUGACCACCCUACCUUCAACGAGCUGCUGGAGUACAAUUCUGUCCCACUGCUGUAUGGGAUGGUGCUGGAGGUGACGGUGAAGAGCAAGAAGACCAAGAAGACAUUUGUGGCUGCGACCAAUAUUAAACUGGAGGACGAACUGCUGGAUAGGGAGCUGUGGUUUCCCCUGAGGAACUGUGUAAUUUGACCCUGAGGUCUGCACUGUGAGCCUGCUGUCAGCAGGGGGUGCCAACACACUUAUUGUAUUUUGUCUUUUGUUUUGAUGCUCAAUGUUUUUUUGCCAAGGUAGAGAAAUACAGUGAGGAUAUUCAUGUCAUUUAUUCGUGUCUAUAAUAGGCAUGUUAACCUCACUCCAGAGUUAAAAGCACUGGCAGGGUCUGGGAUUUUUAGCCGAAGUUACAAAGUAAAAACAAAAACGACGUGUACAGUCAAAUUGACCAAAUGAACUUUUGUUAUUUUUUUUGUUCAGAUCAGAUGAACAUUAAAAAGAUUUUAUGAAGAAAAGGGCGUACUGCUCGUCACACUUUUGCUGUUAGUCCAGCUUUGUUUUCAGAGCUGUGACUCAAAAUAGUAUCUUUGUGUUGAUGUGACAGAUCAAGCAGGAAGGGAUGUUUGGAUCCGCCUGCUUCUUACCUGCACAGACAUGUUUGUCCCUCCAAGCUGCAUGUCCUUGACCAGUGGAAUUGGAGGCGAGAGACGAGCGGGUGAGGGAAAGGGGAUGAGACUGUGUGAGCUGGAUGACAACUCAGCAUCUCAGGCCUGAGGGUAUUUAACAACCCCCCCACUCCCACUCCAUCCACCGUCUUAUCCAUCAAUAGCAUUUAAAUGCAGUCAACCACAUGCGUGUAUGGCAGACAAAACACAAACACUCCAGUUGACAUGCGCACUCACUCUCUAGGCCAAUCUGGGUCUUGAUGUUAUCUUGUUGCAACUCCUGUCCUGACAGGCCUGCUGACAUAAACUUUCCUUUUACCUCAUUUAAAGGAUUUAGUGAUGAGCAGAGAUGGAAAAAGACUUCCGUGCACUGGAUUCGGCUUAAUAAUAUAUACCUCGUUGGAGACUGUAAUAUUCUCCGACGAGUUCCUCUAAAGGAAAUGGAACUGGGAGCAAAUGCUGGUUGCUGUUUUGUGAUGACUGUGGUCAUGGAGCGUUAUUAAAAUUGGUAUCACUAACCACUGUCAGCCCUGAAAUUUGAAAGCAACAGAACAGACACAUUUGUUGGCAACCCUGGAAAAGAUGUGUUAAAAGCUCUAAAAUAAAUGUGUCUGUUGUUGCAGUGGUACUGUCUCACACUGAAAACAUUAUUUAAAGUCAACCUUUCAUUUUAUUACAUUUACUCGAUGGGGGAAAAAAAACAUGUUAGGAAAUUAUUUUUUUCUUUUUUGCCAAUAGGAGGGUGCUUUAUUUUUUAUAGCAUUUCACAAGCCUGAAGUAGAAAAGGCACAAUGUCCCUAGGUCGGUAGUGUCCAAACUUUUUGCCAUGGGGGCCAAAAAUUUCAAGUUGAAAGUAAAUGGGGGGCACAAACUUUGGAUUAUUAUUUUUUUAAUUUAAACUGCAGAAACUACAUUAAACUUUUUCUCUUUAUCCUGCUCAACAAUAAACUAAACACAAAAUUGAAUGAAACAGGCAAAAUAGUCUGAUUUCUGAUUUGUGCUCCAAAACACAAAAAAGGGUCUCGCAGGUUUGCACGGUUAAAAAGACAAGAAAAAGAAACACCAUCUAAUGUUUGGGGCUGGUUACCGUGUACUAGAUUUUUUUUUUUUUUUUUGCAUAUUUUCAGCAACAACAGGAUUUCGCUCACUCUUGCUUUAUAGCCACGUUUGAAAUAAAUGGUUGAGUCCAGGUUAGCUUUUCAGUAAAAGCCGCUGGAUGUGUUCUAGUUACUUUUUUUUUUUUGUCUUUUCAAAAAUCUGUUUAUUGCUUUUUUGUUUUAAACACGGUACAAGACAUGUAUCACACAUGCGUACAUAACAGUACAUAAUAACAGCAACAAAAGAUGACAAAAAAAGAAAGGCAUUAACAGCCGAAAACCUCAAGGUGACAAACAUAUGCAUUGAGUGCAUUGAGACAGUAUAUUUUAAGUUUGUUGUAUCAGGGCAGCGCACUGGAAUUUAAUCCAAACGUUCCGAGCAUCGUACAUUAGAGGCAUCAAACAACUUGUUCACAUUAAAAGUCCUCCCCCUUGUGUCACAUCAGCCAUUAUCAGUGAUUCAAUUUCUAACACUUUUCAUACAGCUAAAUACACUUGAAUUGUUUUUAUUUAGCAUAAGCAUAACGGAAACUUUGCCCAUAUAACAAAAAGAACAAAAUUAGCCCGAUUACGUUCGCUCACUCAUUCAUCAUUACAAACCUUCCACACUCCAAAAAGAGCAAGACAUUUUUCCACAUCUUUUUAAACAUAGAGUAAUUUACCCUUAAUCAUAAAAGUAAGUUUCUCUAGGGCAAGAGAACUAGAUAGCGCAGAUAGCCAGGUUUUCAGCUGAGGCCUAGCAAUAGAUUUCCAGGACCUGGCUAUACUAUAUUCUGCCUGUAGCAAACAGUAGAUUAUGGGUUUUUUUUCAACAUUGUUUAGUUGAUUUUCAGUGGAAGAAAUCCCUAAGAUACAUAGUUUAGGACAACAAUCCAGUUUAACACCUGUGAUAUGUGAAACCUUGUCCAAAACUUCCUUCCAAAAUUUUUGGAUCUCAGGGCAUUCCCAUAAGCAAUGGAUCAAAGUGCCCUUGGCCCCACAUUUGGCGGAUAUAUCUGGAAUAUUAGAGUCAAAUUUGUUUAAUAAUGUUGGGGUAACAUAUGUUCUCAUUAGCCAUUUAUAUUGGAUCAAUUUAGUGUUAAUAGAUUGUGUCUGUGCUUUCAGACAGGCCAUCUGCCACUCAUCCACUGAUAUAUUACUUUUUAAUGUAAUAUAUCACACCAUGCCAGUCUUUUGUUAUCUGAGGAGGUUUGGGAACUGUCUUUGAUGGUAUUGUAGAAACAGGAUAUUAGACCCUUCUUCAUAUGGUGGUUUAUUGCUAGGUCCUCUAAUGAAGUGAGAGUGGGUAAGGUGAGAGAUUUUUGUGUAGCUAACAUAAAGCUUCUAAUUUGAAGAAACUUUAAAAAAAUGCUUAGUGGGAAUAUCAAAUUUGCGUUUUAAGUCAUUAAAACUCAUCAUAGUGCCUUUAUCAAAUAAAUCUCCAAUUUGACAUAGGUCUUUAUCAUGCCAUGUUUUGAAACCCAUAUCUUUUCUACCUGGUUCAAAUGUCAUAUUGCCCCUAAUGAGAGAAAAUUGGGAUAGUGUUGGUACUUCAUCCUUGAACCUGUGUGCAUCAACCAAACAAAAUUCGAAUGGUAUUUUUUACCAGUGGGUUUAAUGUUUUUUUUAACAAAUCUAUAUAUUUUCUUGAAUAUAAGUAAGAAUUUAGGGGUAGGGUCGUAGUGUUAGUAUUUUUUAAGUUUAUCCAAGAUAAACCUAUCGCUGAGAACCAACAGGAGGCACUAGAGAGCUGAGCAGCCCAAUAGUACCACUUAAGAUUUGGUACCCCUAGUCCUCCUCUAUCAAAUGGAAGAUAUAGUAAUAAUAGGCUCAGUCUGGGCCGUCUGUUAUUCCAAAUGAAAUUAUUGAAGACUGUAUCUUUGCAAAAAAAAAAACAUUUGGUGGAUUGAGGGGGAUGGCCUUGAAGAGAUACAGGAAUCUUGGAAGUACGUUCAUUUUGAGAAUAUUUAUACAGCCGAUCAAGGAGAUGGGCAACGUGGACCAUCUGUUAAUUGAUUGCACUACUGAGUUAAGUGUUGGUGUGUACUUUGUCAAAACCAGUUCAUCUAUGUUUGGAGUAAUCUUUAUACCCAAGUAAGUAAGGCUGUCUUUUGCUACUUGGAAUGUAGUGUGAAUUGGUGGAUUGCUUCUUUCAGAUUGUUUUAGAAAUCGAAUAGCAGAUUUAGAUUCAUUAAGUUUAUAACCGGAAAUAUUGCCAAAUUCCUCAAUAGUUCUAAGUAGCUGGGGAAUUGAGUUUUUUAAUUUGGACAUCAUAAUAAUUAUGUCAUCGACAAACAGUCCAAUUUUAGAUUCAAUAUUAUUUAUUCUAAUGCCCACAAUAUUUUGAUUAUUCCUUAUGGCAACAGCCAAUGGCUCAAUUCCCAGCACAAAAAGGAGAGGUGAGAGGGGGCAGCCUUGACGCGUACCUCUAGCUAGGCUGAAGGGUUUGGAUACAAUAUUAUUGGUUAUAACUGAUGCUGUAGAUAUAUUGUAAAUUAUUUUAACCCAGGUUGUAAAAUACUUGCCAAAACCAAAGAGAGAAAGGAUUUUAUAAAGGUAAGCAUGCUCCACCCUAUCAAAUGCUUUUUCUGCGUCCAGGGAUAGCAGAGCUAUAUCUGGAUAUUUAUAUUUUGGAUAAAUUAUGUUCAGUACUCGACGGAUUCCAUGGUGAGCAUGCCGUCCUUUUACAAAUCCAUUCUGGUCAAGGUCAGAGAGGGAGGGCAGAACUUUUUCAAGACUGAUUGCUUGUACAUUUCCUAUUAUCUUGGAAUUGGAGUUUAUAAGUGAAAUUGGUCUGUAGGAUUCACAUUUUGUAGCUGACUUGCCAGGUUUUGGUAGUACCGUUAUAAUAGCAUUUCGCAUUGAGGGAGGUAAUUCCUUUGUUGAGUAACUUUCCACUAACAUAUCGUAGAGGGGUUGUACCAAUUUGUUUUUAGAUAUUUUAUAUAGGUCUAAAGGUAUCCCGUCUGGUCCAGGUGAUUUUCCUGAUUUUAGUUUAUCUAUGGCAUUUGAAAGUUCAUUUAUAGAUAUUGGUGCAUCCAGCUCUGCCUUGGCUUCUUCCCCAAGUAUGGGGGUAGUUAUAGAAUCAAAAAAGGAGUCUAACGAAACCUGUUAUCUGUCCCUUAGAGGUAUAUAACUUUGAGUAAUAAUCUUUAAAAAGAUAAUUUAUUCUUUGUGGAUCUGUAAUGUUUUCAUCUGCUGUUGUAAUUUGAUUUAUUACCCUCUCAUUCUGUAUAGCUUUUAUGCACCAUGCUAAGAGUUUUCCUACCCUCUCUCCCUGGUCAUAGUAAGUCUGUUUCAGUCUGAAUAGUUCUGCUGAGGCUUUAUUAGUGGUGAGUUUAUCAUAUUUUGCUCUCAGCAAUAGCAGUUCUUGUUGUUUUUCUUUAGAAUUAUUUAAACUUAUCUCAAGUUCAGCCUCUUUUAUUUACCCUUCGAGGUCUCCUUACUCAUUUUAUUUGAUUUGCUUUUUGUGUAACUUAUCAUCUGCCCCUGUAUAAAUGCCUUGAAGGCUUCCAAUCUAAUAGAUGCUGUAGUCUCUGAUUUAUUGAAGAUGAAGUAAUCAUCAAUAUUUCUUUCUACAUAUUUCAAGAAACUAGGAGUUUGCAACCAGUGAGAUUUGAAGCGCCAGACAGGACUAUGUCUAGAAGCAUUCAAGGAGGAGAAUUUAAGCAUGCAUAAUGAGUGACCCGAGAUCAAUAUAGUAUUAUACAUACAACUGUUAAUUCUGGGUACCAAAGAAUUUGAAAUCAGGAAAUAAUCUAUACGGCUGUAGCUCUUGUGGGUAGUUGAAUGACAGGAAUAUUCUCUCUUUGUUGGAUUUAUUACUCUCCAUAUAUCUUAUAGAUUUAGUUCAGACAUGAAAUGUUGUAUAGCUUGUUUACUCUUAGGGUGAGACGACUCCGAGCCAGUUGAUCGGUCAAGCUUAGGAUCUAGAGUACAGUUAAAGUCCCCGCCAAUAAUCACGUCACCACGGAGAGCAGCAAUAGAGAGGAACAAAUUAUUGUAAAAGUCCAGGUCAUCUAUAUUAGGGCCAUACAGGUUAACCAAUAUUAAGUUUUUGUUCAUCAAUGAACCUUGAAUUAUAUUGAAUCUUCCGGCAGGAUCUACCAUAGAUUUUUAAAUACAUAUAUGUAGGGAUUUGUGAAUAAGUAUUGCCACUCCCCUAGCAAGUGAGGAAAAGGAGCUUGUUCUAGUUCCUAUUUACUAUGAAAUUAAAUUGAAAGCAAAAAACAUGGUCAAAAACAUGGUUACAUUUUCCAUUAUAAGAUUUUAAUUUGUCUAUAUUUUUUUAAAGGACUCGCAUUACCGAAAUUUGAACCCUAACUUUAUUUUAUCAUUUGUAUCUGCAUCAACCAUCUGAGUGGGCAAACCAAAUGCCGUUCUUCAAAUCCAAGGACUGCAAAUGGCCCCCAGGCCGCAGUUUGGACACCCCUUUCCUAGAUGAUCCUUCACUCCAACUCCCCCGCAGGUUUCCUAUAGGAUUUGUAUCUGACGACUGAGAUAACCAUAGAUUAAGGUUGAUGUUGUGACUAUUUUCUUGUUUGGCCAGAAAAAGCUUUUGAAUUAUUAUCCUGUUAAUAGACUCAGUGACCACCAGACCCAGUUCAUUCGAUCUUUUUUAUUUUUUUCAGUUAUUUAUCUCUUGAUCUUUUAAAGAGGUUGCGAUGCCUUGCACACUGCCCAGGAAUCUAUGGAAGAGAAACAGGCCUACAGCAUCACAGAUCCUCCAUAUACCUCCACAAAAGUGCUUUCAAUAUAUUAAUUCCUUGUUUCAUUUUAAAACCACCCUGCUUAUUGCCAAAAAAAGCUCCUUCUUGGUCUCCUUUGACAUAAACAGAUUGUUUAAUUUACAGUCACAGCUCAGUUUGUAAACUCUACAUAGUUACUUUUUUGAUAAUAGGACAGCAACGUUUUUUGUUUUUUUUCUUUCUACAUGCCAACAUGUUGUUUUGCAUGUAGACGGUGUCUAAUGGUUGUCACGGAGAUUUAGUGAAACCUCCGUCCAGCUUGGUGCCUUUAAGAAAUGGACUUCUGUGCAAUUUAUUAUUUAAACCAUGGGGAAGAAGUUCCUUUCAGCUCUGAUCCACUUAAAAAGUAUAGUAUAAGUAAAAAUAUGCGUUUCAAUUACAUUUAUGUUAAAGGGCUUGAUUGAGUUAAAAGUUAUACCUUCUUAGCAUAGGAUUUUCUUCCUCUUGAAUUAACAUACUCAAAUUAAACUCUGAAUUUAAUUAGGCUAUUACAAGAAAUUUGUCCAUGUUUACAUCUUCAAGGAGAUGAUCAUUGAAGGAAAAUACUUUGCUUUACAUGUGUAAGAUGUUUUAAGUUGCUGUAUGAUGUAAUAUAUUUCUGUAGGGAUUCGUGUUGAUUACCAAAGAGAUGCAAGCAGGAAGCUGUCAGUUUCUGCUCUUUUCUUGUGUAACUCAGUGAGCAGGCAGUUAAAAUAAAUGUUUACAUAUUUUGUCAAUAAAAUAAAUCUCAUAUCUGA